Messenger RNA from Salvelinus fontinalis (brook trout), 2512 nucleotides. Its product is annotated as vascular endothelial growth factor C-like. Gene Ontology annotation, cellular component: membrane. Gene Ontology annotation, biological process: induction of positive chemotaxis; positive regulation of angiogenesis; sprouting angiogenesis. The record is from RefSeq and is a predicted model, not a curated record. Bases 244 to 1428 code for a protein of 394 amino acids. The transcript is spliced from 7 exons. Gene Ontology annotation, molecular function: growth factor activity; vascular endothelial growth factor receptor 3 binding; chemoattractant activity. Lineage: Eukaryota; Metazoa; Chordata; Actinopteri; Salmoniformes; Salmonidae.
UGAGGGAGCCUGUCUGCUGUCACACGUGUCUGCCCUCGCCUCCUCUGUACUCAAGCUUCACAAGAGACAUACAGCCCUCACCUCCUCUGGACCUACAGGACAUCUAUGAGAUCUGGCCACUCAUUCUCUACACCUCUUUUCUGAUUAACCUAAUCUACAAAGAAUCUGAUCCAAAUACAAAGCCUUCCGAGGGAAACUCGAUGGCAGAGGUUGUGGAAACACUUGGAAAGAACACAAUGAUACAUGCUGUAUGAAGUGAAAGAAAAUCCUUCCUGGGGGGAAAAUGGUGUGUUUGAAAGGCACUCUACGGGGCUCAUCGUAUCCACACUCAAGGCCCCGCUGGUUGGGGAGGGACUCAGUGAUUUAGACACAGUGUCCAAUGUGGACGAGCUGGUGGAGCUGUUGUAUCCAGAGUACAGUCUGGUGCAGCAUUGCCUACGUAGGAAAACCCAGCGCACCUCCACUCCUCUCCAUGCUGAAGACGAUGUCUGGGCCUGGGGCAAGCCCAGGGAGGGUGCACUGUACAAGUCUGACAAAGGCACCUUUGACGUUAUUCUGGAGGAGAUCCAGCGUACCAUGUGUAGUCCUCGGGAGGUGUGUCUGGAGGUGUCUAAAGAGUACCCAGAGAGCACUAGUCACUUCUACAUGCCUCGCUGUGUGUCUGUGCACCGCUGUGGGGGCUGCUGUACCCACGAGGGUCUGUACUGCACCAACACCAGCCAUACUUACAGCAACAAGACGCUGCUGGAGAUGAGUCACCGUGAACACUCUGUAGUGAUGGUGGCGUUCGUCAACCACACGUCCUGUGAGUGUCUGUCCAAGAGGCCCCAGCACUCCGUCAUCAGGAGGGCUGCUGCAGCCCACCUCACCGUGUGUUCUCCGCCAGAUGUUCCCUGCAGUACAGGACUGGUCUGGGACCCCACCAGCUGCCUGUGCGUUCCCAUAGACACAAGCUUCUUCUCUGAGAGAGAGCUGGAACCCCUGGAGUCGGCCUUGCUGGCGCUGUGUGGCCCCAACAAAGACCUGGACGAGGACAGCUGUGAGUGUGUGUGUGAGAACGGUCUGACAGAGGCAAGCUGUGGGCCGGGCUGGCGUCUAGACCAGGCGUCCUGUGAGUGUCUCUGUGAGGACCAGCCCGCCCUGGGGACCUGCCCACCCAACCAACGCUGGGACCCAGAGCUGUGUGGCUGUGUGUGCCGGGCAGAGUGCCCCCGUAGCCAGCCUCUCAACCCAGAGACGUGCCUCUGCCAGUGCAGGGAUAGCCCUCAGACCUGCCUGCUAGAGGGCAAGAGGUUCAACGCACACAACUGCAGCUGUUACCGGCUGCCGUGCAGAAAGCCACACAACAGCUGUCCAACAGGCUUCUACUACAGCCACUACGUCUGCCAGUGCAUACCCAACCACAUGAGGUCAGGGGAGUGGAACUGACAAAGCUGGUGUUACCAGCACUGGUGUUACCAGCACUGGUGCCAAACUCUAGGGUCAAUGUACUGUAACUGUAUGGUGGAAACGAGGCGGUGUGUUUGCAAUGUAGAGCCGGUAGAUGGAGGCUAGACUAGGGGAAUGUUUUUUGAUGAAUUCUCCUGAUAGGCCAAGAGGCUCUCCAUCUUCAGACCAGGGAACAUACAAUGAAGCACACAACGAUGCAGUCGUCUAGAUACUGCAGGUCAUGGUCUGAAUCAUGGACGUUAUUGACAUUGCCUCAGAUUCAUUAUGUGUGGCUGUUAAAAUGAGAAGGAAAAAAAUGAUUUCAUUCCAUAAAAUGAAAUCAUUUUCAAUUAUCUGAAAUUGAUAUUUAUUGCAAGUGACCCUGCAGCUCUCCGAGAUGACGAUGAUGUAACUGGGAAGAAACGCCCUGACAUGAGAAGGAAGACAAAAGACUGAAAUGUAAAGGCCAUGUAUAUACUGUAUUGUACAAAACGUGUGACUGUAGUCAGUGGUGGCUGUGAAUGAAAAGUGUGCUUUUAAUGUCAUAUCCUAUUUGUAUUGUAUUUAAAAUACACGCUAUUGAUAAAAUAAAAUACAAACUUGAUUGGCUUUGGUAAAUGUGUACUGUGUGUGUUUGAUAAGAGUUUCGUGACAAGAAGUUUGGCAACAGACUAUGGGAACCAGACCAGACUGGCACCAUGGAGAGUGUGAUGUGAUGUCUCCAAUCACAAAACAAAGGCAUUAAAAAACACACACUCCUGCAGUGAAAAUGGAUCCAAGACCUUUGUCUCAAAUUCCUCAUCCCAGCCUUAUGUGUUUGGAACAAUAAACACUAUCUCGAGGUCAAUUGCAGAGAGAUCUAAUUCCCGUCUGGCUUGUGUCUUUAGAAACUGCCAUCCACAGUUUGUACUCUAAACCAGCGCAGCCCUCUGUACAGAAACAGGACUGCAUAGCUAAACUCAGUGAUAGUAGCUUUUGUUUGUGAUAAUCCAAAUAGUUGGGGUUAUAAGUAGGCCCACAGAGUAGAGACAGUAGUUUAGACGGUUGACUUUGUCAAGGGUGAUAUAUGUUUUGUUAGCGGAAA